GAAAAGGGGCGGGGCCCGAGGGGUGGGACCUCGGGUGGCCGGAGGUGGCGGGGCUCCUGGGUCCUAAGCUGCCGCAGCCGGACUCUGCUGCGGGAUGGCGUCCCCGCGGGAAUUGACCCAGAACCCCCUGAAGAAGAUCUGGAUGCCCUAUAGCAACGGCCGGCCCGCUCUGCACGCAUGCCAGCGCGGUGUUUGCAUGACCAACUGCCCGACACUCAUUGUCAUGGUGGGCCUGCCUGCCAGGGGCAAGACCUACAUUUCUAAGAAGCUGACCCGAUACCUGAACUGGAUUGGCGUACCCACUCGGGAGUUCAACGUCGGCCAGUAUCGCCGGGACAUGGUCAAGACCUACAAAUCUUUUGAGUUUUUCCUCCCAGACAAUGAAGAGGGCCUGAAAAUCAGGAAGCAGUGUGCCCUGGCAGCGCUGUGUGAUGUCCGGAGGUUCCUUAGCGAGGAGGGAGGCCACGUGGCGGUUUUUGAUGCAACCAAUACUACUCGAGAGCGGAGAGCGACCAUCUUUAAUUUUGGGGAACAGAAUGGCUAUAAGACCUUCUUUGUUGAGUCCAUUUGCGUGGAUCCUGAGGUCAUAGCUGCCAACAUUGUGCAAGUGAAGCUGGGCAGCCCUGACUACGUGAACCGCGACAGUGAUGAGGCCACUGAGGAUUUCAUGAGACGGAUCGAGUGCUAUGAGAACUCGUAUGAGUCUCUGGAUGAGGACCUGGACAGGGAUCUGUCAUAUAUCAAAAUCAUGGACGUGGGGCAGAGCUAUGUGGUGAACCGAGUAGCCGACCACAUCCAGAGCCGGAUCGUGUAUUACCUCAUGAACAUCCAUGUGACGCCCCGGUCCAUCUACCUCUGCCGGCAUGGGGAGAGUGAGCUCAACCUCAAGGGCCGGAUUGGUGGGGACCCAGGACUGUCCCCGCGGGGCCGGGAGUUUGCCAAGCGCCUGGCUCAGUUCAUCAGUGACCAGAACAUCAAGGAUCUGAAGGUCUGGACGAGCCAGAUGAAGAGGACGAUCCAGACGGCAGAGGCGCUGGGUGUGCCCUAUGAGCAGUGGAAGGUCCUCAAUGAAAUCGAUGCGGGUGUCUGUGAGGAAAUGACCUACGAGGAAAUUCAGGAUCAUUAUCCACUGGAGUUUGCCCUGCGGGACCAGGACAAGUACCGGUAUCGCUACCCCAAAGGGGAGUCCUAUGAGGACCUGGUGCAGCGACUGGAGCCUGUCAUCAUGGAGCUGGAGAGACAGGAGAAUGUGCUGGUCAUCUGCCACCAGGCUGUGAUGCGUUGCCUCCUGGCCUACUUCCUCGACAAGGCGGCAGAGCAGCUGCCCUACCUCAAGUGUCCACUGCACACAGUCCUGAAGCUCACGCCUGUGGCCUAUGGUUGUAAGGUGGAAUCCAUAUUCCUCAACGUGGCAGCCAUGAACACGCACCGGAACAGGCCACAGAAUGUGGACAUCUCUCGGCCUCCAGAGGAAGCCCUUGUCACAGUUCCCGCUCACCAGUGACCACAUCUCAUCCACUGUGAGGCCUGGACGUGUAUAGAUCUCUGUGGAUGAGGUCAUUCCAGCCCCCCACCAGAGCAUACGACAGUGACCUUACAGGAAUACUCAAAGCUGUGUAUGGUUGGCAGCACCCUGAACCCCUGGCGAAGGCCAUUUGGAUCCUCGAUGAUAGGGACAGGGUUGACUUGGCUGCUGACUUGCUUUUAAUAAUCCCCAGGCCAGAUAGUGCUGCAUGGGAGGGCAGGAGUGCCAGCCACGAACUGCUGUGCUGCCUCUCUCAGGUGGUCACUUUCCGGAGGCCAGCUGGCUUUUGGAGCAUAUAGCCCUGAAUGUGAAAGGGAAAAGUCUCCCUGAGAGGUCCCCACUGGAGCCCGCUGCCUGCAGUGGACCCUGCGAGCCUCUCCUCUCCUCUCUGGGGCUCCAUGCUGAGCCAGUGGCCAGGUCUUUAUGGGACCCUGAACCUCUGCUGCUGUAGGUGACAGGGAGAGUCCUCCUUGAGCUUCCUUGCCAGGAACCAAGGAGUGGCAGCCACUGGCUAGGCCCUGAGACUGUGCCACUCCAGCGUGUUCUGAGGUGGAAGAAGCACAUGUGGGGGUGAGGAGUGAGGGCGGCACUGUGUCCCCCCUUCUUGACUGUGCAUGCACUGGAUUGGGAGGAUCCCGUUCCCAAAUGAGAGGCUCACAGUGGAGCCGCACAGACAGGGCAGCUGUACACAGGCAGGCAACCAGGCAGCCUCUGCUGUGGCUGCCUUGUCUACAGAAAUGGCCCAGGAAUGUACACUGGGUCCAGAGAUGUGCAUUCACUGGAAUGCUGCUGAAACCCCAUGGUGGUCCCAGAAAACCUGUGCCUGUGUUUGUUGGCCUCUCCCUGUGGGACUGUGGAAAGGGUAGAGCUCAGAGAGGACCCCUGACUAAGGGAGGAUUUCUCUAGCUCUGGUAACAGCUUGGGUUGUACAUGUGUGAGCCAGGUGAAAAUGGCCUUACAAAGCCUGGUAUCUGUGCUGCCCCUGAGUGCUUUCAGGUCCAGGCAGUUGGUUCUGGUUCCAGUUCAAAGCUGGACACCAGACCAGCCAGUAUGUUGUGGACUGGGGCCAGAGAAUACCUAGACUAGAAGUUGAGGCCCAGCUGUCCACAGGUGGCUUUCAUGGAGUUGGGCCUCUGGUUCAAUCUCACUUGGUACCAGAACCUUCCUAGGCCUGUUCCCAGCAGAGCAGCCAGAGCUUUGCAGGCUGCCACCUGUCCCCAAGGAAAAUCAGGACACCCGUCCCCAGCCACUGCCCUCUCGUUUCCACUCACUACCUAGGACAGGGCUGGGGUGGGAUCUUCCUCCUGGAGUCACCUGUCUGAGCUCCGAGCCCCACCCAGGAUCACAGGCCACACAUCUGGCUUUGGGACAUGGGGCUGUAGCCUUUGAUUGUCUCUCUCAGGGCUUGAUGACUUCAGUCACCUGGAUAUACUCACUUGUUAGCCAUAGUCCCUUUGCUGAACGGUUGCUCACAUGCAUCUGGAUGUCCCCUAGGACAAGUCCCAGAGGACUUUUUUCUCUGUGUACAGAGUGAGGGCAGGAGUUACUGGACAGGAUGUUCCCUGGGGGUGGGAGACAGAGCAGAGGGGAUUCUGGGCCAGGCAUACACAGAUGCAGCCUCUCCCCACCUGGGCCCUGGAGCAGCCUCUGGGUGGCAGUCACAUGCCCAGGUGGCUGCCAGGUUUUAGCUGGGAUGGUUGAUGUGCCCAAGGUGCAGAGGUCCUGAUUUCCCAGAAGUGAGUAGCAUUGGUUCUCAGACACAAA
Messenger RNA from Cavia porcellus (domestic guinea pig), 3289 nucleotides. It is a transcript of the gene Pfkfb4, whose product is annotated as 6-phosphofructo-2-kinase/fructose-2,6-biphosphatase 4. NCBI's taxonomy places the organism in Eukaryota, Metazoa, Chordata, Mammalia, Rodentia, Caviidae. Gene Ontology annotation, molecular function: ATP binding; fructose-2,6-bisphosphate 2-phosphatase activity; 6-phosphofructo-2-kinase activity. Gene Ontology annotation, cellular component: cytosol. The coding region runs from base 95 to 1504 and encodes 469 amino acids. Gene Ontology annotation, biological process: fructose 2,6-bisphosphate metabolic process; fructose metabolic process. The record is from RefSeq and is a predicted model, not a curated record. The transcript is spliced from 14 exons.